AUGUCACCACCGCUUAAUCUUACAACAAGUUCAGAUACAACGACAAUUGAUACUGCUUCUACGACUACAGCGAACACUUCAGCUCAAACAUUAGUGCCAGCUACUCCGGGAAUAAGAACUUCAGCUUUAGAACAAACUCGAAAUACAACUGUUUCACUUGAUGCGUCGGCAGCUACAGAUUUUCUUGGUUCUGAGGACACAUUGCGAAGUAGCGGGGAGUCUUCCGGAAACACUACGAUAUGUUGGAAUUGCAAAGAAGAUGGUCACAUGUUUAUGGAUUGUCCGUCCCAAAGGAGAAGGUUAUUUUGUUAUAAAUGUGGUCACGACAACACGGUUACACCUAAAUGCCCGACGUGUCAGGGAAACCGGAACGCGAACGAACUUCGGGUUGGGUUAGAAGCUCGUUCGAAGAACACGAUGACUCAACACCAGACAAUGAACCAAUAA
This is a messenger RNA of Calliphora vicina (urban bluebottle blowfly), 447 nucleotides long. RefSeq lists its product as uncharacterized. Gene Ontology annotation, molecular function: nucleic acid binding; zinc ion binding. The transcript has a single exon. The record is from RefSeq and is a predicted model, not a curated record. Bases 1 to 447 code for a protein of 148 amino acids. NCBI's taxonomy places the organism in Eukaryota, Metazoa, Arthropoda, Insecta, Diptera, Calliphoridae.